ACCCACCACUUAUCUCUGGUCUGACUCUGCGCGCCCUUGCCCCCCUUCCAGUGGCAUCCUGUGGCUCCCCCAAUCUCUCAAUCUACCCUCCCUCUCCGAAUCUCCUGGCUGGACAUGUGUUGUCUGGGAACACCGCGCCUGUUCCGCCCUUCCUCCGAGUUCGCCCAUACACUUCGGGGUUACUCGUAACGGCGUGCGGUUCCAAGGUACAUGACCGAAGUGGGAGGUGCAGUACUUGGCCCGCUCUUCCUCGGUGACGCCUUAAUCAGUGACAGUGACAGACCCAGUCCGUCAUCCUCUCUCUCUCUGUUUGGUCCGGCCCCCAAGAGAACCCACCCCUCCCUACCCCCCCAAGGGCCCUUAUCCUCUUAUCACCCAUCCCGCAUUCUUCCUUCCUUCUUGUCGUUUGUUGGUCCCAGUAGUUUGCUGCCACAUAUAUCCGCCGCGUAGCCUACAUCUGACCGAUCUUUGACCUCUCUCCUAUUUUGAACCUUUUGACCAGCCUCGAACGUGAACUCGUUCCCAGAUUCCAUCGAUACCGAGACGUUGUCAAACAACGAACGGACGACACGCUACGGAUACGGCGCAGCUAUCGAGACGUCACUGCGAUAUCGUGACUGCGACUGGGGGGCCUUAUCGUAGUUGCUUCCCCUUAUCGAACGAACACAUCCAUACCUACCUUUUACCUCCGGCCUCUGGUUGUGUCCUUCCUUCGGCCAACUUGACGAGUUGGCAAUAAAGCGUACAACAUGGCUUUCCAUCAACCUACCCGGCGGCCGUCCCAGCUACGUGCCGCUCGUCCUUUGCACGACGAGGAGCGAGACGUUCCCCAGCUCCAUAUUCAAGACCCAGCUGCCACCGACACUUCCCACUCGUGGGUGCUAUUCGAGCCCGCCGAUGACGCGACAACAACCUCUUAUCUCAGCGAAGAGGAGGAGUCGCUCCCCACACCGGGCCGGUCAAGGCUUAGUGAUAUAGGCAGCCUCAAUACUUUCCUACACUCGGCCCGCGACACCGAGUCGCGGCGGUCGGGCGCCCUUUCCAGUGCUAUUGACGAAGAGUCGGUCGAAGAUGACGCCGAACUCGACAGUCUUGACAGUCACCUGCCCGAGUUUCGGACAGUCCCAAGCCUCUAUACACAGUCUGCGGGUGCUGCCGCGGCCCAAAGCGUCCCUGUGCUUCCUGCCCAUGAUGGCUUGGGCUCUUUCAGGUUAGAUAGCCCCGAGGUGCAGGAGCAGAUUUACGCCUUUGAGAGAUUCAACCCUAAGCGAGUGCGAAGGCGUCGUGAGAGUCUCGAGCUGGCCCAUCUUGAGAUGGAAGUCGAGCAAGAGCAAGAGACACACAAGAUGCAGAGGAUCGAGGCCUGGCGUCUGGAGCAGAGUCGCAUCCUUCUGGAAGAGAUCAGCAGGGAGACCAGACGCCGCCGCCUGUCGAUGGCCUCUGUCAGGCCAACUGUGACGGCCGAGGAGAAGGUGGCCGAGGAUGUUGCAAGCUUAAGUGCGAUCGGGAACGAAGACGAUGCCGACAGCAUGGACUGGCACUAUGAGUCGACUGACACCAAGGAUGACGAGCGAGGGCUACUCGUCAAAAUUACCCGCAAGGUCCUCAACGACCUGGGCAUCGACGAGAGGUUACUCUCGUUUCUGCUCGGAGAGCGACUUUUGUCAGAUGAUGACCUGUCAACGACACCCACGGCGGGCGUAGAUUUGCCUAGCACGCCCAGUCAGGAGACCAAUGACUCAUCUUGGCAGCUGCGGGCGUUGGAUCGCAUCGCAAAAGAGCUCGGCCUGAUGGUCAACCAGCUGUCGCAUCACCAUCCUGGGGCCUUCUCGACAUACACUGGCAUGCAACAGAUGCCCAUUCCAUAUGCCGGCUUGCCGGUCAUUCCAGAAUCGGGCGCUAACACGCCAAUUGCUCCCCGGGCACAGGAAGUGUCCACAAAGAUGCCCGAGUUCCAACCAACAAUGGUUCAACACGCGCGCCCCAUCAACAUCCCCUCCCGGGCCCAGUCGGAUCCUCCCGUCCCACUGACUAGGGAUGAGUCAACCCCAUUACCCGUGUCUUUCACACAAGAGGAGUGGGAGCAAGACCUGGACGUCAACCUCGUCUUCAGAUACCUGCGAUCCCGCUUCAGUUCGCGGUCGGCACCAUCCUCUGCCUUUACAACCGGUACUUCCCACCUUGCCACCUCAAGCACGCCAGACACAGCAGCUAAGGCCGCGCGGGUGCGCCAGCAUCACCCGCUCGUCUCCCGAGCCCGACCAGUGGAGCGCAGGACGUUCAAGGCGACAGCACCGUCUAGCCCCGCUGCUAUGCGGCACGCGUCCAGCUGUGCUAGCCAGAGCACACGGAGGUCGGCGAGACGCAGCAGCGUUUCGUCUCGUCACUACUGGGAUAUUGGGGGUUCCCUUGGUACGGGGUCAGUCAUCGCUUCGGUUGGCCCCAUGGGAAGCUGGGGCGAGGUCUGAACACACCAGAUAUUCCACGGCAGGGUUGGGAGUUAUUCGCUACUUUAUUCACAACACAUGUGUAUUAUUACAUGAAUCAGCAGGAGGCGACGGGAAGUCUUACGUUCUCAAUGUGUGUUGUAAGGGGGCUAGCAUUCGCAUAUUAUUACAACCACAAAGGUUUGGUUAGAGUUGGUUAUUAGGCGUUCCUAUAGAAAGUAGGUAAACAAUGUC
This is a messenger RNA of Colletotrichum destructivum, 2681 nucleotides long. RefSeq lists its product as uncharacterized. The transcript has a single exon. Bases 750 to 2468 code for a protein of 572 amino acids. Lineage: Eukaryota; Fungi; Ascomycota; Sordariomycetes; Glomerellales; Glomerellaceae. The record is from RefSeq and is a predicted model, not a curated record.